Aspergillus heteromorphus CBS 117.55 is the source of this 1620-nucleotide messenger RNA. RefSeq names its product RuvB family ATP-dependent DNA helicase pontin (gene rvb1). Gene Ontology annotation, molecular function: ATP hydrolysis activity; ATP binding; DNA helicase activity. Gene Ontology annotation, biological process: chromatin remodeling; box C/D snoRNP assembly; regulation of transcription by RNA polymerase II. Lineage: Eukaryota; Fungi; Ascomycota; Eurotiomycetes; Eurotiales; Aspergillaceae. The record is from RefSeq and is a predicted model, not a curated record. Bases 1 to 1377 code for a protein of 458 amino acids. Gene Ontology annotation, cellular component: R2TP complex; Swr1 complex; NuA4 histone acetyltransferase complex. The transcript is spliced from 3 exons.
AUGGUCCAGAUCAGCGAAGUGAAGGGCAACUCGCGCGAGAACAGAACAGCGGCGCACACGCAUAUCAAGGGUCUGGGACUACGGCCUGAUGGUACGGCAGAGAACAAUGCGGAUGGAUUCGUUGGACAGGGACUCGCCCGCGAGGCAUGCGGUGUCGUGGUUGAUCUGAUCAAGGCCAAGAAGAUGGCCGGUCGGGCUGUUCUUCUGGCCGGUGGACCGGGAACUGGAAAGACGGCUCUUGCCCUUGCUGUGUCGCAGGAGCUGGGAACCAAGGUCCCAUUCUGCCCGAUUGUCGGCAGUGAGAUCUACUCCGCUGAGGUCAAGAAAACAGAGGCGCUGAUGGAGAACUUCCGGAGGGCGAUUGGUCUCCGUGUCCGCGAAACCAAGGAAGUCUACGAAGGUGAAGUGACGGAGCUUACCCCCGAAGAAACGGAGAACCCUCUCGGAGGAUACGGACGUACGAUCAGCCAUUUGAUUAUCGGACUCAAGUCCGCCAAGGGCACCAAGAAGCUGCGCCUGGACCCCAGCAUCUACGAAGCCAUCCAGAAGGAGCGGGUUACCGUCGGAGACGUCAUCUACAUCGAAGCUAACACCGGAGCCUGCAAGCGUGUGGGACGGUCCGACGCCUACGCGACCGAGUUCGAUCUCGAAGCCGAAGAAUACGUUCCCGUACCGAAGGGAGAGGUCCACAAGAAGAAGGAAAUCGUUCAAGAUGUGACGCUACACGAUCUGGAUAUGGCCAACGCCAGGCCGCAGGGUGGACAGGAUGUGAUGAGCAUGAUGGGACAACUCAUGAAGCCCAAGAAGACUGAGAUUACCGAGAAGCUGCGUCAGGAGAUCAACAAGGUUGUCAACCGGUACAUUGACCAGGGUGUUGCUGAGCUUGUUCCUGGUGUUCUCUUCAUCGACGAGGUCCAUAUGCUUGAUAUCGAAUGCUUCACAUAUCUCAACCGGGCCCUCGAAUCCUCCAUCUCUCCCAUCGUCAUCCUCGCAUCCAACCGCGGCCACACCGUCAUCCGCGGCACGGACGACAUCGCUGCCGCCCACGGGAUCCCUCCCGACCUUCUCGCCCGCCUCCUCAUCAUCCCCACCCACGCCUACUCCCCCGACGAGAUCAAGACCAUCAUCCGCCUGCGCGCCAAGACGGAAGGCCUCAACAUCACCGACCCCGCCCUGGACAAGGUCUCCGAGCACGGCAGCAAGGUCAGCCUGCGGUAUGCCCUGCAACUCCUGACCCCCGCCAGUAUCCUGGCCCGGGUCAACGGACGCCCAGGCGGUAUCGAGGAGGCCGAUGUUGUAGAGUGCGAAGAUCUGUUCCUCGAUGCGCGGAGAAGCGCCGCCAUUGUCAACCAGGAUAGCGAUAAGUUCCUCAAAUAAAGCGCGUCAUGUUCACUUCGCUGCUUGGAGUUAGUGUGAGCUUUUAGAGACGGACGGAUAUUUGGGAUUGUGCUUUCAUCGGAAUUGACAAAAGGUCGACGGGAAGAGAGAGAGAAGAAAGACAUACAAGCAAGCAAACAAUAUGUAUACCACGUCUAAUGUGACUGUCUGUAUGUUCUGCAUGGUGAAUUGGGAAGAGCGACUGCCUUUCUAUGAACGAGCUAUUUUUACGUUAAUGCCAAC